UAAACUGAGAUACAUGAAAGAAGGAUGGUGUCGGAACUAACCAAUAAGAACCUUUUAUACUUUUCUUUCUUGCGCUAAGUGCUUGGAAGCUUGUUACAAGAUAAUAAAACUCUCUUUCAUCUCAUGGAUGAUCACCUUACCCUAGGAAUCGAAACCAGCAUGGAACUUCUACAAAAUAACAUCAAUCCUUCCCUUGGAAGUUUCAUUUCAUCCAAUAUUAGUGUUCAUGGGAUUACGCCUAUGUCUGCCGACAAUUUCUCAGAUCAUCAUCAUCAUCAAAGGAAUGAGCGUAGUCUUCCAUUCAUGCCUUUACCAGAUGGUACUAAUAAUGAUCUCGGCAUUAAUUUAAGUAGAUGUCAUCAGGGUGCUUCUUUCAAUGAUCCGAUGACACAUCUCCCUACCACCAUAGACGAUAUGGUCAAGAGGAUGUCUGGUGUUGAAAGCUUGGGGAAUACAAAAUCGUUCAUCUUUAGUUCUGGAGUUACUGGAGAGAAUAAAGCAAUCAGAAAUUAUGGCUAUGGUGGUAAAAAGAGAAAGAAAAACAUCAAAGCUGAUGCGGAGAAACCACGAGAAGUUGUUCAUGUGAGAGCAAGGAGAGGUGAAGCGACUGAUAGUCACAGUUUGGCUGAAAGGAUGAGAAGGGAGAAAAUAAACCAAAAGUUACGAUGCUUGCAAGAACUAGUUCCAGGUUGUUAUAAGACAAUGGGAAUGUCAGUAAUGUUGGACGUAACAAUUAGUUAUAUCCGAUCUUUGCAGAAUCAGAUAGAGUUUCUGUCAAUGAAGCUCUCAGCGGCAAGCAUGUUUUAUGACUUUAACUCUGCUGAAAUGGAGGCUUUGGAUACAAUGAAGGGAGUAAAUGGAUAUGAAGCACAAGUUAUGGACAGGAUGGGUGGAGAAGGGUAUGGAGAUCUUGCACAAUUUCAAUCAAUAUGGCCAAUAUGAACUCCAUGCAUCUUUUUGAAUUGAUACGAUAUAUAUAAAAUACACACACGUAUACAACUGAAAUAAAUGACAAGUGUUCAUUCGUCGAGAUAUAUAUAUAUAUAUAUAUAUAUAUAUAUAUAUAUAUAUAUAUAUAUAUAUAUAUAUAUAUAUAUAUAUAUAUAUAUAUAUAUAUAUAUAUAUAUAUAUAUAUAUAUCUGUUUUCUUUUCCUCUAAUAAGCAUACGAUAAUCCAACAAUGAUAUUUUAGAUGUAUUAUACAUUGCAAUUUAGUUACUUUUGUGACAUAAUUUAAUGCUUUUAUUUUU
Lactuca sativa (garden lettuce) is the source of this 1249-nucleotide messenger RNA. Its product is annotated as transcription factor BEE 1. NCBI's taxonomy places the organism in Eukaryota, Viridiplantae, Streptophyta, Magnoliopsida, Asterales, Asteraceae. Gene Ontology annotation, cellular component: nucleus. Gene Ontology annotation, molecular function: protein dimerization activity; DNA-binding transcription factor activity. Gene Ontology annotation, biological process: regulation of DNA-templated transcription. The record is from RefSeq and is a predicted model, not a curated record.